AUGAUGCCGCAUCGCUUCCAAUACGACGCCGAUUCGGUCGCCGCCGCUGUAGUCGUAGUUGAAAUCCGCCGUCGUACACCGCAGAUCCUAAGGUUGCUCACAAGCAAAUAUACUGGUACUCAAUUCGAUAGUACUACUAAUCAGUGUGGAUUACUGACUGAGGUGCGAACAAGUGCGGAUUUACUACUUGCCUGUGGACCUAUAUUGGAGAUUAUUCGGAAAAUUAAUCUGGAGAUGAGGAGGGACCAGGGUGGAGUACCCCUUACGGGGCGCUUUUGGUGA
Acanthoscelides obtectus is the source of this 282-nucleotide messenger RNA. The record is from the annotation of a GenBank genome assembly. Lineage: Eukaryota; Metazoa; Arthropoda; Insecta; Coleoptera; Chrysomelidae.